AUGGAUAGAAUUUUCAUAGAUGUUAUGUUAGAACAACAAGUUAAUAGUAACCGAAUAGGUGGCACUUUCACAUCUACUGCGUACAAAGAUAUGGUUGUCAUUUGUAGUGAAAAAAUUGAAAUCCCAUUGACAAAGGAUAAUUUGAAGAACAUAAUUAAAACACUAAAAAGUCAUUUCAAUUCAUGUUAUGAUUUGUUUAAGAAUGCAAGCGGAGUUCAACGACAUGCUGAAAGUAGAAGAUUUGAGGCCGAGGAGGUAGUUUGGAAGCAACUUAUUGAUGCUAAUCCAUCAAUCAAGAAGUGGAGAUAUACCCCCGUACCUCAUUAUGAGAAGAUGUUAGAGUUGUUUGCUCAUGAUAGGACAAAUGGUCAAAGAGCUUCUAUUGCUUCAGAAAGAAAUUUUGAAAUUACUUUAGAGGAAGGACAAAGAGAUCUAGAUGAUGAACAUGAGAAUUUUGAAGCGAUCCCUGAUAGUCCACCAUUUGACGAUCGAUCAAUGAAGCGGAAGCAUGCAUCUAUUGAUGCAUAUGGCAGUAAGAAAAAUUCAGUCAUCGACAUUAAUGUCAAGGAAGUUGUUGCUGCAAUUGAUCGUUCAACUUCAGUGAUUGAAAAUAGGCCAUUUCGCUAA
Zingiber officinale is the source of this 627-nucleotide messenger RNA. RefSeq lists its product as uncharacterized. The transcript has 2 exons. NCBI's taxonomy places the organism in Eukaryota, Viridiplantae, Streptophyta, Magnoliopsida, Zingiberales, Zingiberaceae. The record is from RefSeq and is a predicted model, not a curated record. Bases 1 to 627 code for a protein of 208 amino acids.